AAUAAGACCGUAAAAGUCAAUUGGUAAUUCUAAAACCCAGAUAAAUUACUAUUUGAGUAUUGCAUAUUUACAUGUCUAAGAUUACUAGGCAUACCAUUUAUAAUGUUUUUUUUUUUUUUAAUUCUAAUUUUAUUUUUUAAAUUCACAUCCAAGUUAGCUUAUAGUGCAACAAUGAUUUCAGGAGUAGAUGCCUUAGUGCCCCUUACCCAUUUAGCCCGUCCCCCCUCCCUCAACCCCUCCAUUAACCCUGUUUGUUCUCCAUUUAAGAGUCUCUUACGUUUUUGUCCCCCUCCCUGUUUUUGUAUUAUUUUUGCUUCCCUUCCCUUACAUCCAUCUGUUUUGUAUCUUGAAGUCCUCAUAUGAGUGAAGUCCUAUGAUACUUGUCUUUCUCUGACUAAUUUCGCUUAACAUAAUACCCUCUAGUUCCAUCCAUGUAGUUGCAAAUGGCAAGAUUUCAUUCUUUUUGAUUGCCGAGUAAUACUCCAUUGUAUAUAUACACCACAUCUUUAUCCAUUCAUCCAUCGAUGGACAUUUGGGCUCUUUCCAUACUUUGGCUAUUGUUGAUAGUGCUGCUAUAAACAUUGGGGUGCUUGUGCCCCUUCGAAACAGCACACCUGUAUCCCUUGGAUAAAUACCUAGUAGUGCAAUUGUAGGGUCGUAGGUUCUAUUUUUAAUAUGUCAUUUGCAAACAUCUUCUCCCAUUCUGUCGGUUGCCUUUUAGUUUGUUGAUUGUUUCCUUCGCUGUGCAGAAGCUUUUUAUUUUGAUGAGGUCCCCAUAGUUCAUUUUUGCUUUUGUUUCUCUUGCCUCCGGAGACACGUUGAGUUAGAAGUUGCUGCGGCCAAGAUCAAAGAGGUUUUUGCCUGCUUUCUUCUCGAGUAUCUUGAUGGCUUCCUGUCUUACAUUCAGGUCUUAAAUCCAUUUUGAGUGUAUUUUUGUGUAUGAUGUAAGAAAGUGAUCCGGUUUCAUUUUUCUGCAUGUCGCUCUCCAGUUUUCCCGGCACCACUUGCUGAAGAGACUGUCUUUGUUUUAUUGGAUAUUCUUUCCUGCUUUGUCAAAGAUUAGUUGGCCAUACGUUUGUGACUCCAUUUCUGGGUUCUCUAUUCUGUUCCAUUGAUCUGAGUGUCUGUUCUUGUGCCAAGGAUAAGUAGAAUUUUAAUACAUAGAAAAGGAAGGACAUUCCAGGCAGAGGGAACAGCAUAUGCAAAACCUCAUGGUUUUGGUAUAUGCUAUGUGUGAGAACACAGCAAAACUGUUAUUAAGUUGGUAGGAAAUUAUCAAAGCAGAUUAAAUAUAGCAUAUCUUCAAGACUGAUGUUUUGAGUAUGUAUUCAUAUAGAUGAAUGAGAUAAAUACAUAAGCCACAUUUCUGUCAGAAUCCAUUUCUUAUUAAGCUAUGGCAAUACAGAAUGCUUUGUCUUGUUUUUCUACCUUUAGUAGCUGUGUAAACCACCUAUUCAUUUAUAAAAUGGAGAGACGUCUAAUAGCUUCACCAGAGUUACUCUACCUUAUAAAGUACUUAGAACAAUGCCUAACACACACUAAAAAAUAAUAGCUAAUGUUAGUUAAUGACCUUACAGAGUCAACUGGAAGUUGGUCCUAAUUUGUAGCUUUAAUUAACAAUAAUUACUUUAGCCUCUGAUUUUUUUGUCCUGCAAACAUAAAUGCUUUAAAACACAAGGUUUUUUUUAGUGGAUCCAUGACAAAAGCCUGAAAAGUAGAUCAGAAACUAAUAACCACAUUUUGUCCCAUAGCCCAAGGCCAUUUUGGAGGAAGUGGCAAUCAUCGGAGCAAAGACAAACCCCAGGCUAUUUUUUGAAGCUUCAGAUGAGUAGAACUAAUCACAGAAAAGCUUGGAGUUUGCUGCUUUAAAGGCAGACAAGACCCGAUUGUUUAUGACAAAAGGCUUGACCCACCACAGUAGCUAUUGCACACACCGAGGCUGGAAAGGCCAAAACCACAGAUGAACUUCUGCCCGAUUCAAAGAUCCGGAGGCUCCUGGCUUUUGUGCAUAAACACACAAUGAAUGAAAGAAGCCCCUCAAGUCUGCAUCGGACGCCCGUGCCUUCACUUUCCGUGAUUCUCUGAACACCCAGAAUGAGCCAGAAGAGACUAUGAAAAAGGAGAAAAAGUCAGAAGCCCUGAAUAUCAGAGGUGUCCUUUUGCAUGUGAUGGGCGAUGCCCUGGGGUCAGUGGUUGUGGUGGUCACGGCCAUCAUAUUCUACGUGCGUCCCCUGAAAGGCGAGGACCCAUGUAACUGGCAGUGCUACAUAGACCCCAGCCUGACCGUCAUCAUGGUCGCCAUCAUUUUGUCAUCUGCCUUCCCACUCAUCAAGGAGACUGCUGCCAUUCUGCUGCAGAUGGUCCCCAAAGGAGUCAACAUGGAGGAGCUGAUGAGUAAACUCUCGGCCGUGCCCGGGAUUAGCAGUGUACAUGAAGUGCACAUCUGGGAACUUAUAAGCGGAAAGAUCAUCGCCACCCUGCACAUCAAGUAUCGGAAGGACAGGGGCUAUCAGGACGCCAGUAUGAAAAUUCGAGAAAUCUUCCACCAUGCGGGAAUCCACAAUGUGACCAUCCAGUUUGAGCAUGUGGACUUGAAGGAGACCAUGGAGCAGAAGGAUCUGCUGUUGCUCUGUAGUUCACCCUGCAUCUCCAAGGGCUGUGAGAAACAGCUGUGCUGCCCGCCCGGGGCCCUGCCUCUGGCCCAUGUCAAUGGCUGUGCAGAGCACAAUGGCUGUCCCCCUCUGGACAUGUACCCAAGUGACGGUCUCCGUGGACAAGUAACAAGAGAAGUGGCUAUUGAAGUAUCUUUGGACAGCUGUCUGAGUGACCACGGACAAGCUCUGAGCAACACUCAGGAGGACCAACAUUAUGUCAACAGCACACAUUUUUAAUCUUGUCCUGACGUACACAGACAGUAUAGAUGAGGUGUUCGGGCUUGUGGAAGGACCUCUGUGGGCUGUAGGCACUGGUCAAAUUCAUGGUGUGCACGCUGUGUGUUCAUCAACGGGCUGGUUGUUUGGGAUGUUAAUUGCAUGUGUCUGUUAAUUUUUAUGUGACUGUGAACUCCUUUACGUCGUCCUGGGUAUCUCAUGCUGCUCUUCAACAAACUCACUGUUUUAGUUUGAACAUUUAUUUCAAAAAGCAAACCAUGCCAGCAUACGUAUCAGGGACAUUGAAGGCUGGGACUCAAUGGCUGUGGACACAGGAUUCAGAGUAGUUUUUGUUUUAAAGUGAUUCGAUUUUGUGGCUGACUCUCAGGUGAGCUCAUAGCCAAGUACAUCGAAAAAACUAAAGAACCAUGUUAGUUAAUGUUUUUUUCAUUCCAUUAUAAGAUCAUAAAAGAGGAAGGUUGGGUAGUCCUGUCACUGCAGAAUUUUUGUUCUUUGACUUGUUUUCAAAUAAAUGCAAAAUGAAUACCUAUUAAAGUAGAAAAUAGUCUCAGAACAUCAAAGGAAGGAGAGAUUAUUGGGGGAAGACAGGAAGAAAAUGCCUCCUGACUACCUCUUCAUUUUGCAGGGUGGAGAGAAAACUAGUGUUUACUUUCUGCUGUGAACUGAACUACAACUAUAGGGUGCUUCAAAUGUUUAAUACACAAAUGCUUUUUUUUUUUUUCACUUGGAAGUGUGGGAAUAUUUCUACUUCCUGAAGUAUGACACAAUACUUACCUUCUGUCUUGUAGAAUCAGUCCAGUUGGGAUUGUUUUCAUUUAUUCUCUAUUGGACUUAUUUGUCCAAAUUUCCUUUGAGUCUUCUUUUAUAUGAUCAUGUGGAUAUAUGUAGCAUUUAUCAGGAGAAAAUGGAUAUUUCUGGGAGAGAAUAAUAUAUGACACUGAGUAUUCCUACCUGCCAAAAAUAAGCUGGAUUGACUUUUCUUCCAUUAGACAUAUUUUUAAGUAUUUAGUAUAGUUGCCAACUAGUAACUUCAUGGAAAAGUCUAUGUGUAGAGAGACCCCGAUGGGUUGCAAAAUUGACUGACAGCGAUCAUCUCUUAGGCUCUAGACACAGAGUCCUGUUGUAAAUCUGUGCGGUACUCAAACAGAAAUCCUGGGUUGGUAACGCGAAAAGCACCCACGUUUUUCAGCAUUAAUGCCGUUUAAACAAAUGUCUUAGUGUUCGUUCUUAGGCUGAAAUAAGUAAGCAUCUGUGAUCAGUAGGAUAAGAAUUUUUUUCAUUCCUUGAAAAUUUAUUAUCUGAGUUUAAAUUGGCCAUGAAUUAGUCGAAUACGUUUUUGUCCCUAGGAGUUUGUUGGACUAGUCUAUAGACAGUGUAUAGCCAAAAGAGGGGUAAAAUAUAAGACAACAUUUUAAUCUUUAAUCUUAAAAGUAUGGCAUGCACUCACAAAAAAACCAGGGGAUUCUCUUUGAAACUCACCACGGUGUUAAGUGGACCAAAAUCUAGACAGAUGUUGGUUGAGAUGCCUUGACUGGAGCCAAAGAGGAAGUCUGUCCCUCACUUCCAAUUGGUUCCCAUCAUUCUGCUUUUUAUUAGAAGGAAAAGAUUAUAAUUUUCUAGUUUCUGUGCCCCUGGCUAAAGAAAUGCAGACUAGUUUACAUCCAGAUAAUGUUCUCUACUCUCUAAAGUAUUUUUUAGGAAAGGAAAAGGCACUAAAUUUAAAUGUAACAAAUUUACCACAGAGGUAGCUUGACGACCACUUAAUCACAUACCGCAUUAUGGAGUAGAGUCAUUGUGAAAUAAUCCUUUUUAAGACAGCUAGAGUACAUUUAAUGAGUUCAAACAAGCUCAUUCAGUGCAAUAUUUUUGUACGGGUUAAGUGGUUUCCUCUGUCAUCUCAGGCAGUCAUCGUGACAUCCUCUGUCAUCGUGAUGCCUGCAGUAUGAUAUUUUUACUUGAGUUUUACUCUCUCUUUAGUUGUCCUGCAUUUCAAGUCUCCCAAGGAAAUGCAGGAACUUUCUUCUCGUUGAGUCAGUCUUGCCUGGUGACUCUAGGGCCUGCUGAACAGUGGCUUUACCCAACACUGUUUUCCUCUGGGAUUAGAAAAAUGCUGUCAUUUCACUUUCUAGUGUUCCUGUGUGCUUAGGUUCAUUCCAGAAAUCUUUCCUUCUUUUUUUUUUUUUUGAAAUGAAAAUAAUUUUUUAAAAGUCUAGGGCGUCCUCUGUGGGUCUCCAGGCAUUGCUACAUCCCCUGGGGGCAAAUUUGUCUCUAUUUCUGAGUUACUGACUUAAACUAAGGGUAGGUGAGAGUUAUUGCUGACAAAAGUCCUUCGAGAGCCCUGUAUUCAUUUUAAUAGUAUCAGUUCUGCAGAAUUCAUUCUUUAAAAAAUGAAUUUUAGGCUGGGUGUCUCAGUUGGUUAAGCGUCCAACUCUUGAUUUCAGCUCAGGUCAUGAUCUCAUGGUUCUUGAGUUCGAGCCCUGCACUGGGCUCUGUGCUGACAGUGUGGGGCCUGCUUAGGAUUCUCUCUCCCUCUCUCUCUCCCUGCCCCUCCCCUGUUCAUGCUAUCUCUCUCUCUCAAAAUAAAUAAACUUAAAAAUAUAUUUUUCAAGGUGAGAUCAAACUGCUCAUCAAAAUUACAGUUAUCUCUACAUAGAAAUUUUGAACAUUUAAAAAGAUAUAGCUUGGGGAUAUUUAAAAAGAUAUAGCUUACAAAUCUGAUUAUACAGAUCAGUCAAUAUAACAGUGAAUGAAAUGAAGAAAAAAGCAUUUGCUGUCACUAUACUGUCAUGACCUCUUCAACUCAUGAAUGUCUUCAGUUUGAAGAUGGGACUACAAAAGGAGGCCAGAAAAUACUGGUAUGAUUGAUUCUUGGGGCUAAGGUGUUUAAUUCUCUAUCAGUUUUAAACUUGAUGAUGUGUCUUUUAUUGGUUCUAGGACAAGCAGUUCAUCUUGGUGCUAAGGACAAGUUCAGAUGUUAAAAAAAAAAUCUGUAUUAUUUGUGGUUAACUGAAUCCUUUGCCAAAUCCUACCGCAUUUUUUCCCAGGAGGACAAAAUAUGUUUCCUGCUUUUAAAUGUAUCUUUACACCGUUACAGUUAAAGACUACAAAAAAAGACUGUGCCAGAAAAAUAAUGAGGAAACAUGACCUGAUUUGGGUUUUGAAUUUAGACUGAAUAAUGAUUAUGCCUGUUUUGUAACUCUGCUGUUCACCUGAUCGUUUGUUACUUAUUUGUGCUUCUGAGUGUAUUUGCACGUGAGUCGUCGCAGGUAGGAAUGAAGUUACUGAAUCGGGAAACCGUGGCGCAAAUGGAAAUUGCAUCAGACCCUAAUCCUCACCGUAAUCUAAAUGUUCUUAUGAAUUUGGAGAUUAGCUAAUGCAUUAUGUGUCAUGUUCAGGAGCGUCUCUUCUCAGGUGUUUUAUUCUGGACCUUUUUGUUUACAUGGAACGUUUUUGAAUAUCGCUGAAUGGAUCAAUAUUGCUGGAUGUCUCCUCUUGGUACAAAGCCAGGUCAGAGGCGAUGAACCUGUUGUCUAGUGGGGAUAAUCCAGGAAGGAUGAUGGUUUUCGAGGGAGAGUGACCCUUCCAGGAGGUCCGAAGUUAUGUUACAGUAUUAUGGAGCUUUGUUGCUUGAAGUCUUCCUUCUGUCCUCACAGGCGAUUUUGCCAAAGUGUAAUUGUCACAUUUUGGGAACUAUUCAGACUUGAAGAUGUCAAGUUUAAAUAGCGCAUUACUAAUUGCACGUGAACUCCCCCAGCAAUGCAUGCACAUACACAUAUCUGUAAAAGCAAAAGAUGUUCAAUGGUGCUGUAAAUAAAUAAACAACAACAACACAUGA
Neofelis nebulosa (Clouded leopard) is the source of this 6726-nucleotide messenger RNA. It is a transcript of the gene SLC30A10, whose product is annotated as solute carrier family 30 member 10. Gene Ontology annotation, cellular component: membrane. NCBI's taxonomy places the organism in Eukaryota, Metazoa, Chordata, Mammalia, Carnivora, Felidae. The transcript is spliced from 5 exons. Bases 2112 to 2891 code for a protein of 259 amino acids. Gene Ontology annotation, molecular function: zinc ion transmembrane transporter activity. Gene Ontology annotation, biological process: intracellular zinc ion homeostasis; zinc ion transmembrane transport; manganese ion transport. The record is from RefSeq and is a predicted model, not a curated record.